Messenger RNA from Gongylonema pulchrum, 228 nucleotides. The record is from the annotation of a GenBank genome assembly. NCBI's taxonomy places the organism in Eukaryota, Metazoa, Nematoda, Chromadorea, Rhabditida, Gongylonematidae.
AUGAUUCUCGGCUCACUGCCUUGGUACAUUUUUCCGAGUAUUUCAAUUCUGAUGGAAUACGAGACAACAGCUGGAGCUUUAAUGUAUCAAAUCGGGCUAUUUUAUGAACAAAGGGAUACUGAUUACUUUCUAGUCGAUGUUGCUGCGAAGAGAUUAUAUAAACAGUGCAUCCAUCCUUUAUUUUUACAUCCUGAUUUUGCAUUUUCCAAUGUUUUAUCUCGUUCUUAA